Helobdella robusta is the source of this 1107-nucleotide messenger RNA. RefSeq lists its product as hypothetical. The transcript has 2 exons. Lineage: Eukaryota; Metazoa; Annelida; Clitellata; Rhynchobdellida; Glossiphoniidae. The coding region runs from base 1 to 1107 and encodes 368 amino acids. The record is from RefSeq and is a predicted model, not a curated record.
AUGGUUAAUGACGUUUUUGGUGUUGAUGCAAUCACUGGCGACACCGACAAUGGUAGUGCUUGCAGCGAUGUUGGUGUUACAAGUGGUGAUGACUGUGAUGGUAACGGUUAUACAAGUAGUGGUGAAGAUGGUUGUAGUGUUAAUGAUAAUGGUGGUGGUGGCUGUGGUGGUGACGAUAAUGUUUGUGCUGGUGGUGGUAACGUUAAUGAUUGUGGUAUUUGCGGUGGUGGGAAUGGUUGUGGUGGUAACGAUAAUGUUGGUGGUAGUGAUGGGAAUGGAGUUGGUUGUAGUGGGAGUGAUAAUGGUGGUCGUAAGGGUGGUGGUGAAUCUGGUUGUGGUGGUGAAGUUUGCGGUCGUGGUGAUGGCGGUGGUGAAGAUGGUGGCGGCGGUAACAAUGGUUGUAAUAACAUUGAAUGUAAAAAUGAUGGUGGUGGUAAUGACGAUGGCAAUUUUGACGGUAGUGAUGGUCUUAAUAUUGACAAUAAUAAACAAGGAAAUAAUUUAAUUAAAAAUGAACAACAUGUGCUGUUAAGAUUUGUUUCAUCAUUCAUAGAUCUAUUUCAUCAAAACACGAGAUGUUUUUCUACAUUUGAGGUUUUGGCUGUUAGGUUUAUUAUGAAUGGUAAAGACUGGGUGUGUGUUGUUUUAUAUAGACCGGGUUUAGAGCAGAUGAAGGCUUUGUUUUUCAAUGAGUUGGUUUCAUUGCUUGAACAUAUUUCAGUACUGACCUCACAUUUCUUGCUGACUGGUGAUUUUUAUGUACCUGUUGAAAGGAAUAAUAACGUUCACACUAUCAGUAUGCUGAAAAAUGUCGAUAUAUUUAAAAUGAUUAAUAAUAUUAAUGAGCCAACACAUAAUCUUGGGGGCACUCUUGACCUGAUUAUAAGCUCAAUAGAAUUUCCUAUUGGUACAUGUAAAGUUUUUCUAAGUGGUGUGGUUUCUGACCAUAGUUUGAUACAUGUGACUAUAAUAAUGACAAAGAUUGCUUCCGUUAAAGCUACCAAAUUAGUGAGAUAUUGGAAACAUUGUAGGUUUGUUAAAAUGAUUGCCGACUCUGCUUUGUUGAGAAAGAGUUUGAAAUAUUUAACAGUCAACUUAGUUUUAUAG